Messenger RNA from Lecanosticta acicola, 2283 nucleotides. The record is from the annotation of a GenBank genome assembly. Lineage: Eukaryota; Fungi; Ascomycota; Dothideomycetes; Mycosphaerellales; Mycosphaerellaceae.
AUGGCGGUCAACAGGUUACGGAGUGCGCUGGGCUCGGCGAGAAAGGGAGAGACUUAUGAGCUGCGGGCGGGUCUGGUAUCACAAUAUGCGUGGGAGCGGAAGGAGUCAAUACAGAAGACAAUCAUGUCCAUGACGCUCGGCAAGGAUGUCUCGGCGCUGUUUCCCGACGUCUUGAAGAACAUUGCGACACCCGAUCUGGAUCAGAAGAAGCUGGUCUAUCUUUACCUGAUGAACUACGCAAAGUCACAUCCGGAUUUAUGCAUAUUGGCGGUCAACACAUUCGUACAGGACUCCGAGGAUCCCAAUCCGCUUGUCCGAGCACUGGCGAUACGAACAAUGGGGUGUAUUCGAGUGGAAAAGAUGGUGGAUUACAUGGAAGAGCCACUGCGGAAAACACUCAAGGAUGAAUCGCCAUACGUGCGGAAGACAGCAGCACUCUGUGUGGCCAAGCUGUUCGAUCUCAACCCACUUCUGUGUAUUGAGAAUGGCUUUCUAGAGACAUUGCAGGAGAUGAUUGGCGAUAGUAAUCCCAUGGUCGUCGCAAACUCCGUACAAGCUCUAGCCGAGAUCAGCGACACGGCUCCGGAGACACAUGCACUUGUCAUCACAAGUCAGACACUGAAGAAGAUGCUUCUGGCGUUGAACGAGUGCACAGAAUGGGGUCGAAUCACCAUUUUGACAACACUCGCCGACUACAAAGCUGCAGAUACGAAGGAAUCCGAGCACAUCUGCGAAAGAGUCAGCCCACAAUUCCAACAUGUCAAUCCGUCGGUGGUACUUGCGGCUGUCAAGGUUGUCUUCCUGCACAUGCAGCACAUUGAGAACAACCAGCUACAUGCCACGUAUCUGAAGAAGAUGUCGCCUCCUCUGGUCACAUUGGUGUCCAGUCAGCCAGAAGUGCAGUAUGUCGCUCUGCGGAACAUCGACUUAUUGCUCCAGAAGCAGCCUGGUAUUCUGGACAAGGAGAUGCGCGUGUUCUUUUGCAAGUACAACGACCCGCCAUACCUCAAACUACAGAAGUUGGACAUCAUGGUGCGGAUUGCCAACUCGCAGAAUGUGGAGCAAUUGCUGGCGGAAUUGAAGGAGUAUGCCUUGGAAGUGGACAUGGAUUUUGUGCGAAAGGGAAUUCGGGCCAUUGGACAAGUGGCGAUUAAAAUUGAAGAAUGCGCCGAGAAGGCCGUCAAUGUUCUUCUCGAGCUCAUCAACACCAAGGUCGGGUACGUGGUGCAGGAGGUCAUCGUAGUGAUCAAAGAUAUCUUCCGGAAAUACCCUGGCUACGAGGGCAUCAUUCCGACUCUUUGUCAAUGUAUUGACGAUCUGGACGAGCCGAAUGCGAGAGGAUCCUUGAUCUGGAUUGUUGGGGAGUAUGCGGAGAAGAUUUCGAACGCGGGGGACAUCUUGGCUGGCUUUGUUGACGGCUUCAACGAAGAGUUCGUUCAGGUAUGUUGGUGCAGCCUGAAAAGAAUUGGCAGCAUUACUGACUUGGUGUAGACCCAAUUGCAGAUCCUCACAGCCGUCGUAAAGCUUUUCUUGAAGAAGCCCGAUCAGUCGCAAGGCCUGGUCCAAAAAGUCCUCCAAGCCGCAACCGCCGAGAACGACAAUCCUGAUGUCCGAGAUCGAGCAUAUGUCUACUGGCGGCUGCUGUCUUCCGAUCCUCAAAUCGCAAAGAACAUCGUGCUGGCACAAAGACCACAGAUUGAAUCGACAAUACCUGUGUUAUCCAGGCCGCUCCUCGAAAAGCUCCUCCCAAAUCUUUCAACGCUCUCGUCAGUCUACCACAAGCCGCCAUCGGCGUUCUUGGGCCAAGGACGCAGCUCAGCUCUCCAGGAAGAGGCAAUUGAGGAGGCAAAGCAAAACGCUCGCGAGAACCCGAUCGCUGCAGCCGCGGUAUCCGCCGCCGUUGCUGGUACCGCUGCACCUCAGAUGCAGAACAAUGCGGAAAACCUGCUCGAUAUCGACUUCGACGGGGCUGCGCCGGCGUCAAUGCUGAAAGCCCCGACAAUGGGCAAUUCUGGUCUGGAAGGUCUCGCAGGUACCCCACAAAGAGUCGCCAGCCCAGGCAUCGCAUCGCCUACCGCCGCGACAGCUCCGAGCGGCGGCUUUGAAGAUCUGAUGGGUCUUGGAGGGGACGCGCCUGCUCCAGUGAAUGGAGGUGGAAGUCAAGAUCUAAUGAAUGGCUUUGCGAAUAUGAACAUGGACGACCAGCCCCCUCCCCCGCAACAGCAGAUGAAUGGUGGCGCUGGCGGAAAGAAGACCAAUGAAGACUUGCUCGGACUGUUUUGA